Molecule: messenger RNA, 1233 nt
Organism: Cuscuta epithymum
Lineage: Eukaryota; Viridiplantae; Streptophyta; Magnoliopsida; Solanales; Convolvulaceae
Source: the annotation of a GenBank genome assembly
CGGUAAUAUUCAUUAGUAGUAUACUGCGUGAUUGACACGGUACCGCGAUAUGAACAAGCUAGCGACGCGGUGCAUAUAUAUGGAAUCGAUGGAUUAAACUCAUAACGUAGCCGGCCUAGUGCAUAAUACUCCGAUCCUAUUAAUAUAUACUCCUGAACGUAGAGAUCGAAGAAGUUAAGCUAAUUAAGAUAUGGCGCUGCAGGGUGAUGGAGUUAUGGCGGCGGCGUCAUCCAGAUUAUCGCUUCUUUUGGUUGCGGCCGCCAUGGGUGCGAUUAUAAGGUGCAGCUGGGCGGACAACCUGACCGACCCUGACCACAAUAUAAUGAAUGAGCUGAAAAGUGGUCUCAUAUUUAGACCUAAUUCGUCGGUCUACAGCGUAUUGAGUGGACCCGGACCGUGCCCCUGGGGACGGGACCCUAUUAAUAUGUGCAACAAAGUUGAUGAUGAGGGAACUCUCCGGGUUACACGCGUCAACAUCUCGUCUCAGGCUGCCGGCGGGACGCUGCCGCUCAAUCUUAAAAACCUGACCAAGUUGGAGCUCUUCGAUGCGUCGAACAACAACCUCACAGGGGCAAUUCCCAAAUUUGCCGACUCGCUUAUCUUUCUUUCUCUUCACACUAACAACCUUUCUGGAGAAAUACCCGACUUAUCUCAUCUCAACCAAUUGACGCAUCUCGAUAUUUCUAAUAACCAGCUUACUAACGGUGUCCCGCCAUCCAUUGAAGCUUUGAUCAAUCUUAAAUAUCUGAAUCUUUCUAAUAAUAAGCUUACCGGCUCUAUCCCUCACAGGCUCACACGUUUGACCGCACUAGAGACACUAGAUCUGUCUAAUAAUCGGCUUAGUGGCCUUGUCCCUCAAUUUAAUUACUCUCUUGGGGAAGUGAUUACAUGUGGGAAUCUCCUUUUAUCAGGUGAAAUGGGGAAGCCAUGUUAGGGGUGAGUGGAAGAUGAUGAAGUUACAAUAAUGAUGGAUGGUGUUUGUUUUUAGGGUUUCUUAGCUUCAUCACUUUUGUUCGUUCCAUCUUAUAUCUUUUUUAACGUACUUAUAUCUGUUUUAAAUAAAGAUGUUGGCCUGUUUAACGUACUUGUAUCGUGAAGAGGUAUUACAUGUUAGGUAAAUUCUAUGAUACCCAUAAGGUAUUAUACAUUUAUCCACAUGGAUCAAUGAGAAUGUAGCAGUUGAAUUAUUUAAAUCUAAAUUAAAAAUGAUAAAGUGAUGUGGUCCAAUCAAAU